This is a messenger RNA of Nomia melanderi (Alkali bee), 2286 nucleotides long. RefSeq lists its product as uncharacterized. The record is from RefSeq and is a predicted model, not a curated record. Gene Ontology annotation, biological process: DNA integration. Lineage: Eukaryota; Metazoa; Arthropoda; Insecta; Hymenoptera; Halictidae. Gene Ontology annotation, molecular function: nucleic acid binding.
AUGUUGAAACGCGGAGGACUCAACAUCCGACAGUGGGUGUCCAACCAUCCGCGACUCCUCAGCGGACUCUCCGCAUCGCAAAUCCACCCGAAGGUUUUUGGCGAUCCAACAAUAAAAACCCUCGGAAUAUCGUGGGACUCACGCCGCGAUAGCAUUAUCUAUGCAGUCGACUCGAACCCCAACCGAAGGGUCACGAAACGCACCGUUCUGUCCGUAAUCGCGAAAAUUUUCGACCCAUUGGGACUGCUCGCGCCGGUCAUCGUCACCGCAAAAAUCCUGAUGCAGCGAUUGUGGCAACUGCAGUUAGACUGGGACGAGUCACUCCCAGCUCUUUUUCAUACGGAGUGGACUACGUACGUCAAAGAAUUGCCGCGGUUGGAGCAUGUUCGGUUUGAGCGACACGUGUCUCAACGCGCGGCUAGACGUAUCGAGCUCCAUGGGUUCUGCGACGCGAGCGAACGAGCCUAUGGAGCUUGCAUUUACAUCCGCACAAUAGAUUCCGCGGAAAACAUCAAAUCUCAAUUGUUGUGCGCAAAAUCUCGAGUCGCACCGUUAAAGACCGCCACUCUCGCUCGUCUAGAACUAUGCGGUGCCGUCCUUCUCGCAUCACUCUACACGACCGUACGCGACGCACUUACUUACCGACUCGACAAAACAUACUUUUGGACUGACUCGACAAUCGUAUUAAAUUGGUUACAAAAGGAACCGAAUACAUUAAAAACCUUUGUAGCCAAUCGCGUGGCAGACAUACAAACAAAAACCGAUAUUACCGCGUGGAAUCACGUACGGUCGAACGACAAUCCGGCAGACUUGGUUUCGCGCGGACAGACACCAUCGCAAUUCCUCCUUGACUCGAUUUGGCGCCAUGGGCCUACUUGGCUCAGCCACCACCGCUCGACUUGGCCAGAAUCCGGAUUCGUCCCCUCAGCGGAGGUGCCUGAUUCGCGAACGGUUGCUUGUUUCGUGACACCCAGCGUGCAGGGUGACGAGAUCCUGCAUAGAUAUUCGUGCAUAAAACGGCUUCGACGGAUAGUCGCCUACUGCCUGCGGUUCAAAAGAGCUUAUCGCGUAGCCGGACCGCUAUCAGUCGAGGAAAUCCGUCGAGCCAAUGAACGAAUCCUGAAAAUCGCGCAGGCCUCGGCAUUCGCGGCAGACAUACAUCGCCUCGAGUCCGAUCGCGACCUAGAGGCGAAGAGCAAAUUACUACCGUUACACCCGUUUCGCGACAAGAAAGGAAUUCUUCGGGUCGGAGGCCGAUUACAGAAUUCCGAUCUUCCUUUCGAGCAAAAACACCCGGUAUUGCUGCCCAAAGGUCAUCAUGUAACCGACCUCAUCGUGCGCCAAGCCCAUCUCGACGGCCAUCAUUCGGGGAUCAAUUCCACCUUAUACAACAUUAGACAACACUACUGGCCCAUCGACGGGAAAAACAGGGUCCGGAAAACUGUUCGACGGUGUGUCAAGUGUUUCCGGGUAAACCCUCCACCAAUCGACUACCUGAUGGGCAAUUUACCCACCGCGCGUGUGACGGAGAAUCGCCCAUUUUACAAUAGCGGGAUCGACUAUUGUGGCCCCUUCACGAUCGAGGAGCGCCGCUACAGAAAUCGGGCACGCGUUAAAAUAUACGUCGCGGUGUUCGUUUGUUUUGCGACGAAAGCCGUCCAUCUUGAAGUAGUCAGCGAUUUGACUACAGAAGCAUUUAUGGCCGCCUUAAAACGUUUCAUCGCGCGACGUGGCCUUUGUCGGAACCUUUAUUCCGACAACGGCACAAAUUUCGUAGGUGCCAACAAUGAAAUAACCGAGGUCUACCGAGAUCUCCAAAAGAGCGAAAGGGUACAACGUUUCCUCGCGGACAAGGAGAUAUCGUGGCACUUCAUGCCAGCCCUUUCGCCCCAUUUCGGGGGUCUCUGGGAGGCCGCGGUUAAGUCAUUUAAACACCACCUGAAGCGCGUCGUGGGUGAGGAACUGUUCACGUUCGAACAGUUUAACACGUUCGUCAUCGAGAUCGAAGCGAUAUUGAACUCCCGUCCAUUAACCCCACUUUCCUCCGAUCCGAACGAUCCCUCCGCAUUGUCUCCUGCCCACUUUUUGAUUGGCAAUUCAUUAACGAGCAUGCCAGAGACAGAUUUCAAGGACACGGCUACCAACCGCCUGUCCCACUGGCAGCACAUUCAAAAGGUACCCACAAAUGGUGCUUCAAACAGUCCGAUAUAUGUUUAUACCAGUGAGAGGUAUACUACUGCACGCAUAGAAGUUGUACCCAGCCCGUCGCAGAUUUUAAAAGAAUAG